AUGUAUUCAAUACUGCAAUCGAUUAAAAGGAAUCGAUUUUUGGAAAGAUAUCAUGAUCUAUUGUUUGUGGCUUUGUUGACAGCUUUACUACUAGGUCUAUAUGCCCUUUUAACAAACAUCUACCUUUUCUUUUGGACCCUCUUAACUGUGCAGCCGGAUAUCAGUGAUGAGUUGAGAGGUCAAAUUGUGAAUAUCACAUCGGCUGUGUCUUCUGGGGUCCUACUAGCAAGUCUACCAGUAACACCAAUUGCCGUUUUCUAUGCGGUGACGAAUAAUCGAUUGUCGCUUCCAAUUCGAUUACUCGCUGCCGGUGAGAACGCUAAUAAAUUCGUUUACGCGCUCAGCUAUGGCUCUAUCUACUUCUGUGAUUUAUCAAUUCCAAAUCUAGAAUGCUCUGACGAGUUAACGACAACUUUCAACGAUCUCUUCUUGAUUGUCACCAACUAUGGAGUGGUCGAUAUGGCCCAAUAUUGCCAAGUUCUCAUUUCUUUGAGAACCGAAGCGUUGCUGAUGAUGCAGAUGCUAGCCAGCACUCUCUUCACUCUCACCAACACGAUUUUCGCCUAUUUCAUCGGCAUUUUUAUCAAUUUCUUCUUUGGCGUCAAUAUUUUGGAGCUUUUCAACGAAGCGCUCUAUUUCAAUCAGUUUUUCCUCUUUCACUUUGUUGCUAGUGCAAUAAGUGUACUGUGCUUUCGAAAACCGAGAGAACGAUCAAAAACUCCAACGCAAAUCACAGUUAUCUCAAUGACUCCAAUCCCAAGAAUACAU
Molecule: messenger RNA, 768 nt
Organism: Mesorhabditis belari
Lineage: Eukaryota; Metazoa; Nematoda; Chromadorea; Rhabditida; Rhabditidae
Source: the annotation of a GenBank genome assembly